AUGCCUGGGUUGGAAUUCACAAUGUUGGUACCUAUCGAUGGUACAUAUAGCAGCCUCGAAGAAUACACAGAUGACCUCUGCAAUUUUCUCAGCACCCCCUUAGUCCGUCAGAUCUCAGGCGGCAUCCAUGUCAACGAUGCCUUAAUCUUCGAUGCUUGGGGGGCUUUACCUUCAGAAUGGACCUCCUGGUGGGGCUCACUCCCAGAUCAUCGCCUAGCCCAACGGGAUCUGAUUGACAGCAUUGCCGACGAAUCUUCAACAAAUAUAUCAUCAGCAAAGGCCGACAAGAUUGACGGAAAUCUAUCCCCAUCUCGACCAGAGUCCCUAACUACCUGGCUCAAAACCCUUAACUCCCUAUCCCUCGCCCGCAACCAACGUCCUAUUCCAGCUGUCUGCCUCCCACCCUCCCUAACCAACCCUAUGAAAACCAAGAAAAUCGCCGAAGUCUCCGUCGCCGCAGCCUACACCCAAAGUAUCUGCCAAGCCCAUAACAUAACUCAUAUUAUCGACAUCGGCUCCGGGCAAGGCUACCUACCCCUGACACUCACCACGCUCUUCCCUUCCUUGCGCAUCCUAGCCAUCGACGGCAGCGCGUUCCAAAUUGCCGCUUCCAAAUCAUCGGCCGCCGCACUCGGCAUCCCCCCGGAUCGACUCACACACCUGGUUUGUUACGUCGAUGACUUCUCCCCGACUGCGCCACUGGUUAGCGAAAUGGCUGCCUGGGCCGGCGGGGAGAGAUGCCUGCUUGUCGGUUUACACGCGUGUGGGCGGCUGUCAGACCACAUGCUGCGGUACUUCACCUCGUUGCCGUUUAUAGCGGCUCUGGCGGCUGUGGGGUGCUGCUAUAACCACAUCGUGCCGCUUUCAGAAGCCUGCCCGGACGGGUUUCCCAUUAGCAAGAGAUUGAGGGCUGCGAACGUGCAGUUGAGUCCCGCGGCGCUGAUGGCAGCGUGUCAGGCGCCUGAUAGGUGGCUGCCAAGCACCGAUGGGGAUGGGAAAACUGAAUAUUCGAAGCGCCGCUUAUAUCGCGCCAUUCUGGAGAAACUCUUGUUUGAUAAGGGGCUUGGGAUUGCGACUUCGGUGGCGGAGAGGCCGGCUUGGGGGAUUAGGAAGGGGGAUUUGGUUAGCUUUGAGGCCUUUGUGACGAGGGCGAUGGGGCGUCUGGGUAUCGGCUCACACGAGAUCUCGGCAGAGGAGAUGAGGACGUAUGAGGAGCGUUAUAGGGGCGGUGAGGGGAAGAUAGCUAUAUUGUGGACUCUGAGUGUGCUAUGCUGUAAAGUCUUUGAAAGUGUUAUUGCGAUGGAUCGAUACUGGUUUCUGGUCGAGCAGGGCGUGGAGAAGGUGGAUGUUUUCCCUAUCUUUGAUUAUAAGAUUUCACCGAGAAAUUUGAUCGUCGUGGCUGAGAAGGGAAAGGGGCAACCUCUCGAAGAAAGUAUAUAA
Messenger RNA from Pseudomassariella vexata, 1440 nucleotides. Its product is annotated as methyltransferase domain-containing protein. The transcript is spliced from 3 exons. Lineage: Eukaryota; Fungi; Ascomycota; Sordariomycetes; Amphisphaeriales; Pseudomassariaceae. The coding region runs from base 1 to 1440 and encodes 479 amino acids. The record is from RefSeq and is a predicted model, not a curated record.